AUUUGAACGGAGAAACAAGUUUAUUUUCGAUUCGUAAUAAAUCGACCAAAACGGAGAAUAAACCGUUCAGUGGUGGUUGAUAACUUUUUUUCUUUGUUAUUUAUUGCAAAUAAUUUAAAAUUUUGUUAAAUUAAAUUGCGUUGUUUUGGCCAAACAAAUUAAAAGAAAUUAAAAUAAUAGAUAACAUUUAAAAACAAAUUAUAAUAAAGUUUUAAACUAAUUUUAACAAAAUUUUCAACUUAGCAAGCGGUUAAAAGUUGUCUCAACACCCCCUCGCCUAAGCAGCCUAUUUAAUCCAAACAAACAAUUAACAUAUAGUGCCUGCCGCUGGAUUUGUUUGUGUAUCUAAAACUCUCCAUUCGUAUUUGUUCAUUGGAUUGAUUCAAUAAAUACAUUUAAUUGUUUGUUUAGUUUGUUUCGUGUGUGUUUGAUUCAACGACUUUGAUUUUAUUACGGAGCAGCAUUUUGUGAAGCUGUGCGAGAACAAUUAUUAUUUGUAUCCAUUUUCAAUUGUUGCUUUCAUACACGGCUUGUUUCGUUUUGUUGUUGCUGUUUUUUUUUUGCUGCUGCUUCUGCUGCCACUGUUAGCUGUGACUGACCAUGGCAUUUUUUCGCAAAUGGAAAACCCACUAUAAACACAAAAAAUUUACAUCAGACGAUGCGAUAGACGGUGAAGAUUGGGGCUUGGAUGUGAAAACCCCCACCAAGGAUGCCAAACAAGUUGAUGAUUUGAAAUUGAACUUUGAGGGCAGUUUGGAGGCCGAUGAUGAGGAAGAUAUUAAGCCUAUAUUUCAAUCGUAUGACAUUAAAUACUUGGGUUGUACACCCAUUGAGAAUAAACGUUCCGAAAAAGUUACUUCGGAGGCUAUAAAAACUGUGAUUGCCAAUGCCAAAGCGGGUGGUAGAAAAAUUAAAACACAAAAACGCGUCAAAGCCAAUAUAUCACAGGAGGGCAUUGAAGUAUUGGAUCAUGCCACCGAUGAUUCUCUCAUGCGUUUCUCCAUUUACAAAAUCUCCUAUUGUUCUGUAGAUGCCUCCAAUGAUCAUGCUUUUUCGUUUGUCAGCUCCGAACCAGAUCCCCUGUCCGAUAAGGAGAAAUUGUCUUGCCAUGUCUUUUUGUGUCCUAAGCGUAAGAUAGCCCAUGAAAUAACUCUGUUGGUGGCACGUUGCUUUGAGAAUGCCUAUCAGAAUUGGCGUGAUACAGUGGUGCAUCAGGGCAAACAUCAGGCCAACAAUAAUAAUAAUUCAAAUAACAACAACAAUAUUGACAAUAGUGCUAAGUUCGAAGCCAAAAAUAUCCUUAAAGAACAAAAUGGUUUUGGUGUCAUAGAAUCCAAAGCUGAGAUACACUAUAACACAACUUCGGCCACUGAACCGAAGAAAGUGGAUAAUCCUCUUAUCGAUUUAGCUGCCAACGAUAAUGAUGUGCGAAAGUAUUUACAGAAUACUUGGGUAUCAUUCGAAGAUGAUCAAGAGCAGGCUCAUCGUAUGGUGGCCUGUUGAAAGUUUGUCAAACAGUUGGCAGAGGAGGGCACGAUCAAAUACAUAGAUGUUUUGUAGUUAUUUUAAGUGAUAAUAUACUGUAUACCUAAAAAAUUGUUUCGCUUUUAAAUUUUAGUUUAAUCUUUAAGCAAAAUUUUAACAUUUUGUGCAAUACGUACGUACGUACAUACCAUACAUAAAUAUAUUUUUGUAUAUAAUUUAUAUAAAUGAAAAUUUUAAAAUAUAAACUUAAAAUCCAUUUUUUUUUUAAAUAAAUACAUUUAUAAUUUAAA
Molecule: messenger RNA, 1775 nt
Organism: Calliphora vicina (urban bluebottle blowfly)
Lineage: Eukaryota; Metazoa; Arthropoda; Insecta; Diptera; Calliphoridae
Product: low density lipoprotein receptor adapter protein 1-A-like
Exons: 2
Coding region: 601-1503 (300 amino acids)
Source: RefSeq, a predicted model, not a curated record